Molecule: messenger RNA, 426 nt
Organism: Diversispora eburnea
Lineage: Eukaryota; Fungi; Glomeromycota; Glomeromycetes; Diversisporales; Diversisporaceae
Source: the annotation of a GenBank genome assembly
AUGGGAGGUAACUCUCCUUCUCAUGACGGUGACUCUAGAAGAGAAAGUAAUAAAAAUAAUUCUAACAGGUCAUCUAAUAAUCCUUCCGAAUUGAAGACUUUUCCUAAUUAUUAUAAUUCAUCAAAUAAUAAAAUGGGUUAUUAUACCGAUCACUCUGAACGUAGAAGAGAAAAUAAUGUUAACAGUACUUUUAAUAAUUCUUCCAAAUCAAAUACUCCUACUUCUUCUACUAUCACCUCCCCUAAUUACGCUGAAUCUAUUGAAAUUCCUUGUUAUGAUCCGACAAUUAAACCUGGACCAUGGGAAUUUCAAAAAUCGGAUUGUCGUAAAGUUAAUUGCGGAUUGAUGUUAACAAAUAUUAAAAAUAUUCCUUCACUUGGAAUUUCCGUUUUUUCAGAUCAAAAUGAUUCGUAUCAUAAUUGGUAA